UGUAUAUCAAACAUUAAAACAUUACAGAUAUAUAUGCACUUACGUGUGUUAAUUAAGAGCUAAACAUCUACUCAGCCUUUCAAAUAAUUGUUCAGAAUCUUUUCUGAAAGAGAUUUUGAGCGGGAAGCGUCUGAAAGUUUUCCUAAUCUCUAUUCACUGCAUUGAUCCUCUACUUUCCCGCCAGAACCGCCAUGCAUGCUGUCAAAGACUCAUGCACUCCCGUGAUUUCAUGCUUCCCAUUUACAGCGUGCGUGCACACACACACACACACACGCUCCAGCUGCUUGAGCGCGCACCUCUAUUGUCUCCCAGCAAAGGAAGAUCAGGCUAAUUUAAACUUUCCCUAUUGAACCUUGAGCCGCGUUCUGAUUGGCUCAAAAGUGUGAGAAACAGAAGACGCGCCGGAUCAAGGCGUAUAUAACGGGGCACUUCAGCAGAAGACACACACUCGAUUAAGUGACAGCAAACAAACUGCAGAAGCAAGAAUGGCUCCUACUGUCUGCAAACUGACUGGAAAGGAAAAGACUAAAAUGAGGAAACCAGUGGUGGAAAAGAUGCGCAGAGAUCGUAUUAACAGAUGCAUCGAACAGCUUAAAGUUCUUCUGAAAGCCGAGAUAAAAGCCAGCCAGCCCUGUUCUAAAGUAGAGAAGGCUGAUGUCCUGGAAAUGGCUGUCCUUUACCUGAAGAGCAACACCUGUCCAAGCGCGCAUGCGCAGAGCUACACGCACGGUUUCUCCAGGUGUACAGAGGAGACGACGAGAUUUAUGGAACAACAGAUCGCCAAGCCAGUUUUAAUGGAACAGUGUGAAACAACCCAGCGAGCCAAAGCGAGCGCGGAAUCUGUUUGUGCGCAUGCACACGGAGACAGCUGUCAGAUCGCGUCAAAGAGCAGUGGAGAACAUGCGCUCUGGAGACCCUGGUGAUCUUCAUAGCAUCCUUACAAAGACAUACAGAGAAUAGACUGUUUCUCUAAUAAGUAAAACACUUUGUUUUUAUAAAACGUCGAUGUAGACAGCAGCUGUCAUGACGCAGAGAAUGUACCAGUCUACCCCAUACCUGAGUCUGAGAGCACGUAUCUAUUGCUUUACUUCACCUGUGUGGAGAUGAACUUUCUUUACAUAUUGUAAAAAUGAGGACUACGUCACCUCAGUAGGUUUCUGAUGAAAAUGAUCUUUUUAAUAAUGAGGUCUGUAACCUUUAGAGGUGUUAAAUCCAUCAUACUGAUGGAAUGUGUAACAGUCUCAAAAAAUAAACUAAAAUUACACACAUUUAUGGUUUAUGGUUUAAUUAUUAUCAGUUUUAUUUUUUUAUUUUUUUUAUGAGGUCAUAACUUGAAUACUUUUUUUAUGAAAGAUUUU
This is a messenger RNA of Cyprinus carpio (common carp), 1358 nucleotides long. Its product is annotated as transcription factor HES-5-like. The record is from RefSeq and is a predicted model, not a curated record. Gene Ontology annotation, molecular function: protein dimerization activity; RNA polymerase II cis-regulatory region sequence-specific DNA binding; DNA-binding transcription factor activity, RNA polymerase II-specific. Gene Ontology annotation, cellular component: nucleus. NCBI's taxonomy places the organism in Eukaryota, Metazoa, Chordata, Actinopteri, Cypriniformes, Cyprinidae. Gene Ontology annotation, biological process: regulation of neurogenesis; anterior/posterior pattern specification; regulation of transcription by RNA polymerase II.